CCGGAUCCUCACAAUCUGUUUUUCCCUGAGUUUGACCUGACAGGCAGCAGCUAUCACAGAAGGUGAGCCCCUCUCACUCAGUGUCAGGACCGGGUUCAGGUCACAGGGGGGUUCUGUUAAAGCUUGGGUCGUAGAUGAAGCUGUGGCCACUUUAAUGUCACUUUAACGGACGACAGAGCGCCACCUGGCAGCCAAACAGAAGCGGUUCCGACCCGUGUGUGCUUUGUUUACUGAGGUUGACAGGCAGCUCGGUCGCUCUGUGUCAGGCCUCGGUGUCUGCGUUAGCGCCGCUGAUCUCAGGACAGCCGUGGGAAGUAAGUAGAUCAGUGGCCCAGUAAUGCUUUGAGGCGACGAUGGAGACCACAGACCAUGCCACUGAGGGCGACCCUCUGAAGAGAGGAGAGGAAGAGACGGGACCAGCGCCAUCAGCAACAGAGCUGAAGAAGAAGAGUUGUAAGGAAGUGCUGGGUUUUGCCAAACUGACCCACUGGCGAACUGCGGUCUUCUUCUUCUCCCUGUUCCUCUGCCUCACCAUCGUGUUUGCCUUCUCCUUCAUCAUCCCCUGUCCUGUCAGACCGCAGUAUCUGGUUUCCUGGAACAGGACCUUCUCUGAAGCAGAAACUUUUGAUUUCUUAGCGGUUGAAGCUGCGAGUAGCGACAAGGUGCUGGACGUCCUGUUUGUGCUCAAAACCAGAGAAUGCAGUGUGAACAACACCUGUGCUAAUGCAGGUCUGCCUUCGCCAUGUGUGUUUGUGUUGGCGGUGGAUGGGACAGAUGGAGAGACCCUGUGGGAGCGUCCACUGCAUCCUGAGUUCCACUGGGCCCAGUGUGGUCUGGAGAAACCAACAGGCAGAACCUGGGACUGCCUGCUCUCCCACUCCGACCAGAUCACCGCUGUGGACAAACACUCUGGGGAAAUAAAGUGGCAGCAGCCUCAGCCCUCUGGUCUCCACAGCACUGUGCCUGUUCUCAGCGUCCCCGAUCUGGAUGGGGACAAGGUCAAUGACGUGGCUCUGGUGGCAUCUGACAGCACACAGACUCAGCUGGUGUUCCUCUCAGGGAAGACGGGUGUCCAGAUUGGUUCCACUGUGUCUCUUGAAUCCACAGGGACACACAAACAUCUUCUCCAUCGCACUGCAGAGGAUUCUCUCUAUGUGCUGCUCCAAACAGACACUGGCUUGUAUGGACUGGCACUGUGGAGGAUUGCUGCCAAGGCUAAAGCAGGGAUGGAGGUCAGCUUAAAGAAGGAUAAACACUGGGAGAAAAAAGCUAGCGGUGCAACCGGCCUUGUACCUAUCUACGAGUCUGACUCAGUGAAUCAAGUGGUCAGAAGAGAAGAAAGAGAUGAUCCAGCAAACCUGCUGCUUGUGACCAGCACAGAGGUGGCGUUGGUAGACGGAAAAAAUCUGCAGCUUCUGUGGAUAUUCAAUACCAGCUCAGUCCUCAGCGAGCCCUCCUUUGGCCACUUUAACAAAGACGAAGUACUUGAUGUUGUAGUUGAGGAGGAUGUUGGCAACUACACAAAGAGGAUAGUAAUCCUUGACGGGAAGUCCGGUGGUGUGCUGUGGGAAGUCAGUCUUUUGUCUGGUCCGAACGCACCGAGGCCCGCCUCAAUACACACCACCACUUCUGUUUCAAUCUUUAUGUUUUGGGGCACGAUGCCCACAGAGACCAACUCUUCUAUCCCUUUAACUAGUGAGCGACGCUCUUACAUGCUGCACCCUCUCUAUUCUCAAGUUCUCCUUGAGUCCGCCAAUGUCCUGGACCACAUCAUAACAUUUAAAGCCACUCUGUUGGAGCGUGGGCGCCACGCUGCCUACUUCCUGCUGACAGGUCCUGGGACUGAGGGGGAUGAAGACAUUGUGGUCCUCAGCAAGCGAAAGCUGAAGCAGGAUGUCCCGCACAGCAAAGUGCUACGUAUUGGCACCGGGGGAGGUUCGGAGAGCAACGAUGACAUUAUAGAGGCGUUCAAACGACUCCGCUUCAGUGACGAGUGAAGGGACCAACUGGGACGCGUACAGAGAUUCCUCAGUGUUUGAACCAGUGGGUCACAGGUGACUGUACGAUGACUUAACUGGGCUUUAUAAACCAAAGUGUGUGCACUAGUUACAUUUACUUUCCUACUGCUGAAAAGAUUCCUUCAAACUGAGCUUUACCUUCAGACUUGACUGUAAACAUACAAUCAUUAGUUUGAUUUUAUGUCCAAAGAGCUACUUGUCCUCUGACUCCUUCACUGUGCACAGACGCUGUUUUCCUGCUGAUGAAUCAAGAGGGGACAGGCCUGGUAUCGUUUCUAACAUGGGUUAUUGUUUGGUUCUAUGCAACUGAAUGUGGCACUGUGCUUUAAAGGAAGCAGACGCACUCUGCCACAGGAGGCAUUCUCAAAUCGCUACAACCUUUAUAUGCCACAAUCAUAGGGCUACUUUUCUUUAGUUGAACUGAAUGAUUUAACUGCUCGGUGAAACAGAUAGUUGUGCGGAAAAACUUGAAAUCAGACAGAAACACCAUGAACCUUAAAGUACUGCCAUUACAUUUUUUAUUAUAUUCUAUUUGCUGGCUUUUAGUCAUUGAUACUGUUGCCAAUAACCAACACGUGUGUUAUUUACUUAAUCCAAGAUGCUGUAAGGGUGAAUCAAAGGAUCACCUACUGAGUCAUUGCUGUACGUAAGAAGCGGUUUCUUUUCUUUGUGAUUUAUAUGAGUUAAAGAGUUUCUGGUUUAUGCUUUACAUUAAUAUAUUGACCUGUUGGGCAGGUCUGUGUUGAAGCUGGCUGUUCUUUCUGACUUGACAAGCUUGAAUCUGAGCAAUAUUAAAGAGUUUUAAAAUAA
Paralichthys olivaceus (Japanese flounder) is the source of this 2828-nucleotide messenger RNA. RefSeq names its product family with sequence similarity 234 member A (gene fam234a). Lineage: Eukaryota; Metazoa; Chordata; Actinopteri; Pleuronectiformes; Paralichthyidae. The record is from RefSeq and is a predicted model, not a curated record. Gene Ontology annotation, molecular function: protein binding.